UUUUUUUGAAUCAGCGGCGGUGGCGGCAGAGGAGGCAGGCUGGAGCGCUCGCGGGUAGCGCAGUGAAGCACUGGCGACGGAGAGAUUCACGAGCUCAGGAUAAAGAUGGAAAGUAGUGAAGAGCCUCAAAAAAGAGUAUUUAAGGCCCGCAAAACCAUGAGAGCGAGUGAUCGACAACAGCUUGAGAGUGUGCAUAAGGUGAAAGAAGACCUUUUGAAGACUACUGAUGUUAAGUUGUUAAAUGGGAAGCAUGAAAAUGGAGAUUCAGAUCUCAAUUCCCCUAUAAUAAAUACUGAGUGUACAGAGGACAAAGAAAUUAAUGGCAUUGAGGAUUUAUGCCUUGAUUCUGAAGAAGGAAAAAUGAACCAUGAAGAAACCAUUGAUGCCAAAAGUCCUGAUAUUGGAGAGGACCAGGUAACUGAUCUGGCUCUCAAACUUGAAAAUAAGUCUCCCGAGAAGAUUGCUUCUGAGCAAGAUCAUGAGGAUGCUAGUAGUACUUCAGCCCCUGAACCUGAAAGUUCAGUGCUUGACUGUAAUAAAGAUAAUGACUUCCAGGAAGAGGUCAGUGUAAAAGAUGAUUUAGACCAUGAAGAUACUGGUAUUAAAGAUGAUUUGGAUGAGAAAGGCAUAUCAAAUUGGCCUGAAGUUGAAAGUAACUUAAGCUGUAAUCAUGACUCCUCACCCGAGCUAGUAGAAACAAAUGAUCAAGGUUGUACUCCUGAUCUGCCUGUGGAGGAAGAAAAAAGUGGUGAGGAAGUUCUGAAAGAUAACGUUGGUGAGCAAGCAAUAUCUAGCAGUAUGGAUGCAGAUCAGGAUCCAAAGGAUGGAGAUGUCCAAUCUGCAGAUCUUCUGGAGACUAAUAUGCAAAAAACAGUGGAAGAAGAACCAGUAGAAAGCAUCUUGGGAAAUUCAACCACCAUGGAAACAGAGGAGAUUAUUCCGAUUUUAGAAAAGCUGGCCCCAGCAGAAGAUGAAUUAAGCUGUUUCUCCAAAUCUGUCUUGCUUCCAGUGGAGAAUCCUAACCUAGAUGUAGAAGAUAAAGUGGAAAGCUCAUUAAAUUCUCCAUCCAAACAGGAAAGUGGUGAAAAUUUGCCCAAAGAAGCAUUCUUGGUGCUUUCUGAUGAAGAGGAGCUAUGUUGUGAGAAAGAACCUGAGGGGGUAAUGUCAUCCCAAGCUAGUCCUUCAGAAGGUAGAGAGGAGGCAAAAGAAAAAGAACUGGGAAAAGCAGAAGAAAAAGAACAAGAGAAGGAGGAAGAGAGACCUCUAGAAAGAAGUGAGGCAUCAAGAAGGAAGCGUUCCAAAUCAGAGGAUAUGGACACAGUCCAUUCUAAACGCCGUCGAUAUAUGGGAGAAGAGUAUGAAGCAGAAUUUGAAGUAAAAAUUACAACCAGAGGGGAUGUUAAUCAGAGAUUAGAAAAGGUUAUCCAGAGGUUUCUUGAAGAAAAGUUCAAUGCCCUGCAGUGUGCAGUCUUUGAUAAAACACUAGCAGAUCUGAAAACUAAAGUAGACAAGAUUGAAUGUAGCAAGAGACAUAAAACUAUCCUUAAUGAACUACAGGCUAAAAUUGCAAGAUUGACAAAACGUUUUGGAGCAGUUAGAGAAGAUAUGAAAAAAAGAUCUGAAAAUCCACAAAGCACACCUCAAUCCCCAGGAAAAGCAGUGGGUGACACAAGCGGUAUUAACAGUGUGGCAUAUAGAAAUACUGGCACAGUGAGACAGAUGCUAGAGUCCAAGAGAAAUACAAGCGACAACAGCACACCAACUACUUUUCAGGCACCUGUGAAUACAGUGUCUGCUACUAAUCAUACAGCUCCUCAGACAGCAGUCAGUGGACAUCCCAAACCGCAGACUCCAGUCAUUUCCACGCCUUUGACUUCUGGCUCCUUGACGACCUCAGCUCUUCCUGCGGCGAAUACAGCAACAGUAGUUGGCACUAGCCAGGUGGCCAGCAGCAGCACACAGCCUAUGUCUGUUUCACUGCAGUCUUUGCCAGUUAUACUGCAUGUACCUGUCGCAAUGUCCUCCCAGACUCAGCUCCUGCAAGGCCAUACUGCUACCUUGGUUACUAAUCAGCCGUCUGGAAGUGUUGAAUUUAUACCUGUGCAGAGUCAAUCUAAUGUUAGCAACCUAAACAAGACUCCAUUAUCACUGUCAUCUGCUAAUUCAGCAAAACCAAACAACAGUCCUUUGAUACCCAACUCUAGCAUUCAGAGGAACUCUCCGGCCAGUGCUGGUUGCUCUAUAGGGACAACUCUGGCAGUACAGGCUGUCUCAACAGCACAUCCUGUUGCACAAGCCACAAGGACUACGUUGGCUACUGUGACUACAUCAGGGAUAUAUACGCCCCCUGUCAGCAAUAGGAGUUCGAUACAAAUGAAGAUCCCUCUGACAGCCCCUCUGGCAGCCUUCAGCAGUACUGCUCCUUCUGAAAUAAACACCUCAGCGGCACCUAGAGUUGAGAGCCAGACAUCAAGGUUGCUGCCACCUCUACUGCCACCAACAGAAAUUUCAGCAAAGAAGGCACCUGAAAAUACGUCACAGAGUGGAAAACCAACAGGUAGUACUUCAAGUGGAGUCAUUGACCUCACACUGGAUGAUGAAGACGAUGGCUCUUCUCAAGCAGAGGGCAAGAAGCAGAACCAGAACCAAUCAAACACAUCUGGAAUGGGCCUGCCCACCCAGUCUAUAGCUCGUCCACUACAGCCAGUACAGUCAAGUCCUCUCCAACAGGCAGGUGUGCCAGCAAGUGGCGUAUCACAGACCACCAUACAUGUUCUCCCCACAGCCCAGACAACUGUGAAUGUAACCCAUCGUCCAAUGACUCAGGCUGCUCCGCGGCUCCCAGUACCAAGAGCUCCUGCUAACCAUCAGGUGGUCUAUACUACUCUUCCUGCACCAUCAGGACAGAAUCCUGUGCGAACCAAUGUCAUGCAGAACCCUAGUUUAAGGCAGGUCAACCCACAAAGUUCAGGUUUGACACUGCGAAUGCCUCAAACAACAGCAUAUGUUGUAAACAAUGGACUGACUUUGGGGUCUGGAGGGCCUCAGCUCACAGUGCACCACCGGCCAUCUCAAGUGCAUUCAGAGCCAGUGCGGCCUGUGCAUCCAGCCCCACUACCUGACGCCCCACAGCCAUCCCGCUUGCCUCCUGAAGCUGCCAAUACCUCUCUGCCUCAGAAGCCGCAUCUGAAGCUAGCACGCGUACAAAGCCAGAAUGGCAUAGUGCUAUCCUGGAGCGUUUUGGAAGUGGACCGGAGCUGUGCCAGCGUGGAUAGUUAUCAUCUGUAUGCAUACCACGAGGACCCUAGUGCCACUGUGCCCUCCCAGUGGAAAAAGAUUGGGGAAGUGAAAGCCCUUCCUUUGCCUAUGGCUUGCACACUUACUCAGUUUGUGACUGGUAGCAAGUACUAUUUUGCAGUCCGUGCUAAGGACAUCUAUGGACGCUUCGGACCUUUCUGUGACCCCCAGUCUACAGAUGUGAUCGCUUCCCAAAGCAGUUAAACUAGAGACUUUGAAGGCUUCCAUCUUGCCCCCACAGUGCAGCUUACUCUGGUUUUGGAUUUAUUCUCGUGCAUGAAACUCACUGUAAAACUUUUUCUGCAAGAUUGCUUUGGACGGUUGUCACAUACUUCAUAAACAUAUAACCAAAAUAAAUUUCUAGCAUAAUGUGGGAGAGCCUGUAUUUCAGCUGAAAUCUUAAAGUAUGAAAUUCUUCUCCC
Messenger RNA from Euleptes europaea (tarantolino), 3719 nucleotides. RefSeq names its product activating transcription factor 7 interacting protein (gene ATF7IP). The coding region runs from base 106 to 3501 and encodes 1131 amino acids. NCBI's taxonomy places the organism in Eukaryota, Metazoa, Chordata, Lepidosauria, Squamata, Sphaerodactylidae. Gene Ontology annotation, molecular function: transcription coregulator activity; protein binding. The transcript is spliced from 15 exons. Gene Ontology annotation, biological process: regulation of DNA-templated transcription. The record is from RefSeq and is a predicted model, not a curated record. Gene Ontology annotation, cellular component: nucleus; transcription regulator complex.